Messenger RNA from Oreochromis niloticus (Nile tilapia), 3625 nucleotides. RefSeq names its product THAP domain-containing protein 6. The coding region runs from base 1968 to 2540 and encodes 190 amino acids. The record is from RefSeq and is a predicted model, not a curated record. The transcript is spliced from 4 exons. Lineage: Eukaryota; Metazoa; Chordata; Actinopteri; Cichliformes; Cichlidae.
UUUACUGCAGCAGCUUUCAGUUGCUGUUUGUUUGUGGGCCUGUCUGUCUUAAACACGUGAAAUGCUCAACUGGGUUAAAAUCAGCUGACUGACUUGAUCAUUCAAGAAUAUUCUACCUCUUUGCUUUAAUAAACUCUUGCACUGCAAGCUGUCCAGUGUUCUUUAUGGAACACUGGAUAUGGACACGCCUUACUCAUGGAGAGUGUUGUUCACUUGAUUGGCUGUUGUGAAGUCUUUUCUCGUCACCAUGGUAAUGAUUCUGCAAUCAUCCGUAGAUUUCCAGGUCUUUUUGCGUUUCUGAUUUCACCAGUGCUUGCUUUCUUUCUCAGGAUGUACCAAACUGUAGAUUUUGCCAUAUUGUAAAGAAAUUUCUCAGAUGGGUUUGUUUUUGUUUGUUUUUGCAGCUUAAGGAUUGCUUGUUUCACCUGCAUGGACAGCUCCUUUGACCACAUGUUGUCUGUUCACAGCAAAAUCUCCAAAUGCAAGCACCACACCUCAAAUCAGCUCCAGGCACAAGGACAUAACGAAGGAUGGUUGAUGUAACAGUUGUUGGGACACUUUUAUUACACUUACAGUAAUGUAAAGCAUCGUCUUGAUUGAUAUUACCCCUUAUUUUCAGGGAUUCCACAUGGGAGGUGAAGACCCACAAAUUGUUCAUAGUUAAAGCAAAGCUAAGUGCUACAUAUCUUUAUGCAUGCUCAAACAACUCAAACAGCCUUGUUGUUUACUGAUGGCAUUGUGCAGUCUACUCACAGCUAAUUUUGCACUGGUCCGUAGAUGACUUUACACAGCAAAGACAAACAGUGCGCUACGUUCAUUGCUGAGAUGAAAAGGUGUCCAUUUUAGCAAUGUGAACUCCAAGUCUGUCGAAAAUGUCUUUCUCUAACAGUGACAUCAGUCCAGAGUUGUCUUUCAACAAAUACACACACCUCUUCCUUUGUUCUUCUCAGCCUCUGGUGUGCAAUCCACUCUGUAGACACUGUGCCCCUGUGUUUCCACAGCUGCAUCUGGGAUGUUUUUAAUACAGCCAUGUGUCGGAAUUUAUUGUUACACACCUGUCACUGACAAACUACAGUCUCAAAUCAUCCGUUUUGUUGAAAAGUGAGCGAGAACAGACAAGAACUAAACUGUGCCAAGACUAACGUAGCCUGACUCUUCAUCAGAGUGCGUGCAGGUCCAGUCAGUUUCGAUUCCAGGGCAGAAUUUCUAAAAAAGAGAUUUGGCUUUGAGGUGGAUCAGUGUUCUUUUUGUACUGAUGAAAAUGAAACCCUAAAACAUCUUUUUUUUUUUCUAUGCCCUAUCACACAGUGUUUUUGGUGUGACAAAAAAUUGGAUUUCUCUAAAAAUUAAUGAUGUGCCACCAUUUGAACUAUAUCAUAUUGUUUUUAUGUGGAUCAUCUAACUUUGGAUGUCUCUGACAUAUUAACAUCAUCAUAGUAUUGGGUAAAUAUUAUAUCCAUUGUGCUAAAUGGAGGAACUCUAAGCCUUCUUUCCCUGGUUUUGUUAAUGAUUUUAAGUUGUUUUUUUCUUCGCUUAAAAAGGUAAAGAGCAAAUAUGCCAAAAAAAUUACCAGGGUAUUGCCCAUCUCCUGCUAUUCUAAAUUUUGACUUUUUUUUUUUCACUGCUCCCUUUUAUGCACAAUUUAAAUGCCUGCCAUGUAUCUUUUCUGUUUUUUUAUUGUAUUUUUUAUUCGUUUAUUUAUUUAAUUUUCUAUUAUUCCCCUAAUGCUGUAUUUCUUGUACUGUUGUACUGUUUCUAAUUUUCAUUUGUAUUAUUAUCUGUGUUACCCUCUUCCAGAGUUUGUUUUUGCAAUUGCGCAAUAAAAAAAAUAAAGUUUGUUUUCCGGAUCACGUGACCACUGCCUUCAUGACGAUUCAUACGCGGGUUCCUCAUCCGGCUCCUGAGAUGCGUUAAUACCGCCGCCAUAUUGCAACGGGGUUCUUUGGGUCAGCCCAAAAUAAUAGAAUAUGCCAGACUUUUGUGCCGCUCUCGGGUGCUCUAAUCAAAGAAACGCCAACACCAAGCAGCAGGGAAUAACUUUUCACAGGUUCCCGAAGGACAAAGUUAAAAGGCAGUUAUGGAAAAUGGCCCUGAAGAGAAGAGACUUUGAGCCAAAUGACCGCUCGGUUGUCUGCAGCUGUCAUUUCAAAGCAGAAGACUUUGACAGGACUGGACAGACAACUCGUAUAAGAGAAGGAGUGAUUCCAUCAGUUUUUCUAUUUACAAGACAUCUUGGCAAGGCACAUACUGCAACCAGAACAAGCAGGACCUCUCAGAAAGCUGCAGAACAACCCCCACAGGUGCAGGCUGUGGAGCCCACAGCAUCUGAUCAUCAGUAUGCUCUAGACCCAGUGCAAGUAAAAAAGCGGUUAAAUGAGGCCCGGGAGAAGUUGGAGGAAUUGCGUCGGGACUUAAGAAAUGCUAAGGAUCGGGAAAGAAGGCACAAAAAGACAGUAAAAAGCUUGCUGGAGGAUUUGAAACACAAACACAUACUCUCAGAAGAACUGCAGCAAAGACUGGAUGAUAUUCUGCUUGGGUAAACUGUGGCCUCUCUUUGUGUCUCCAAUGGCCUGAGGUGUUCCUAAAAAAAACCAAAAAAAAGUUGCUCAGAUUUGAUAUUAAAGUUCUUAAAAAAAUAUCUCCAAAAGUUGAAUCUGUUCAUCUGGACGUAGCGUUUUGUGGGAGAAACGUUUCGUCACUCAUCCAUCCGUUUCUCCCACAAAACGCUACGUCCAGAUGAACAGAUUUACUUUCCUGGAUGAUUGAGAAUGCAUCAAGACUUCUUAAAAAAUAGUGUUUCCAUAACACCAUAUGGGUUAUAUUAGUGUGAUCCUUUGUAAAUGUUCAAAAUAAAAUCUAUAACACUUUAAAAAAAAAUCAUAACAAGUGAAGUGAUAAACAGUCACUGUAGAAUUUUAUCAAACAUUUAUACUGGAAGCAAAGGAACCUCUCACUCAUGUUUCAUUAAGUGCUCGUCAGCAAGCAGACCCAGUGCAUCACCUGAGAGCAGAUCAAUGUUAUCUGCCACUCAGGAAGCGGUUCCUCAAAGACCACUUUGUUCAGUGUUAAAAAGUAUCCUUCUGGAAGACUUCAAGUGAGAGUUGGGCUGCUUUGACUGACAAACGUACCAGCACAGCUCGCUGUGUGCUGCUGUUCCAGGCUUUAGAGCAAUUUAAUGGAAUUAUCUGACAAAUAAUCUGACCUGCUGUGUUGUGGUUUUAAGGCCUGAUAUUGCACGUAAUCUAAGUAGUCUUGCAGACACAGCAUGCUAACGAUGUCUUAGUCAGGAGCCUCUAAGAUCCACUCCAGAAGGCUCAUCUUGUAUCUCAUGGCAGUUUCGUAUAAUCCCGCAGCUUUUUACUUUGACAUUAGAUUUUAUGUGACUAUUAUCAAUUCUUUCCUUUUUUGUUGAACUAUUCUAUUGUCUGCUACACAAACCCAAAUUCUUAAGCAUUAACAAGCUGUCCUUUUAAGCACAACUUGGUUCAUCCGUGUUAUAGAGCUCAACCUUCCUGCAGCUCCUCUGCAGUAACAUUAAGCACACCUUUGAUCUCACGAGUAUUCCUUGUCCAAUCAGACCUCGAUUACUCGAGUACUCUUACAAUAAAUUAUUUCAUCUCUUGUA